Molecule: messenger RNA, 738 nt
Organism: Acanthoscelides obtectus
Lineage: Eukaryota; Metazoa; Arthropoda; Insecta; Coleoptera; Chrysomelidae
Source: the annotation of a GenBank genome assembly
AUGCCGCACUGGGAAAAAGAGCAAGAGAGGUUAUUGAAGCUAUGGGAAGAACUAGAACAAGAAGCAGCAUCUGGAUCGGAAGCAGAAGAAAAUAAUAGUGAAAGGUCUACAAAUUCUGAUACAGAGCAAGAAAUAGAUGAGGAAAAUAUACUUCACAUGUCCGAGGCUACAACAUGCACAUCAAAUGAUAUAUACAUGGGAAAAGAUGGAGUUACAAAAUGGAGCAAAACUUGUGAAAAUUUAGCUGUGAAAACAAGAGCUGAAAACAUAAUUUCUCAUUUACCUGGAGUAAAAACAGAUUUCAAAAACAUCAAAGAGCCCUUGCAGAUUUGGAAAUGUUUUUUUACGGAACAAAUGCUCUCUGAUAUUGUAAAAUAUACCAAUGACAAGCUAAAUGAAAAAGCAAAAAACCAUAGUCGCCCUGAUACUCAACAUCUCACAAAACAUACAACAUUGGAAGAACUUCAAGCAUUUUUGGGACUUCUAUAUGUAGCUGGUGUUUUAAAGUCGGCAAGACAAAAUUUGGACGAACUAUGGUCUACUGAUGGUUUGGGAGUUGAUAUCUUCAGGCUUGAAAGUCACAGGGUACUGGACAAAUUGGAGUACGAAGAUUUGAGGGAGACGAACACAUGUGUCGACGCCGAAGAACACUAUGAUCCAGAGGACCAUGUCAUAAAUAUUCCGACGUUGCAUCUCCAAGACAACGUUGGUGAUGCUAUUAAAGCAGGAAAUGCAUAA